Molecule: messenger RNA, 1488 nt
Organism: Saprolegnia diclina VS20
Lineage: Eukaryota; Oomycota; Saprolegniomycetes; Saprolegniales; Saprolegniaceae
Exons: 12
Coding region: 1-1488 (495 amino acids)
Molecular function (GO): aldehyde dehydrogenase (NAD+) activity
Source: RefSeq, a predicted model, not a curated record
AUGUGGCCAGCGGUGCAGAAGACAGUGCUUCGGGAGACGACCAAGCUGGCGCGCGGCCCCAUCGCGACGUUCGCCUCGGCCACCACGUUUGCGGUCGAGAACCCGUACACGCUCGAGCCCGUGGCGCAUGUGACGGAAGCAUCUUCGUCCAGCGUCCUCGACACGAUCGAUCGCGUCAAGAAAGCGCAGCGCUACUGGGCGUCGACGACCCUCGCGCAGCGCCAAGCGAUCGCGACCAAGUGGGUCGACGUCCUCAAUGACCAAGUCGACGAGAUUGCGACCGAGAUCACACUUCAAAUGGGCAAGCCGCUGGCGCAGGCCAAAGGCGAAGUCCGGGGCACGAUUCAGCGGGCCAAGGUCAUGAUUGAACUCGCGGAGAAGGCGCUGGCGCCGACGACGUUUCCGCAGGACGACGCUACCACGCUCUUUCGCUGCAUCACCAAGGAGCCUGUCGGCGUCGUCUUUGUCAUUGCGCCAUGGAACUACCCGAUGAUGACGGUCGUCAACUCGGUGCUGCCCGCGCUCCUCGCCGGCAACGGCGUGCUCCUCAAGCACUCGCCGCAGACGCCGCUCUGCGGCAGCCGCUUCCAAGCCACCUUGGAGGCCGCGGGGUUCCCCAGCGACCUCCUCCGCGCCGAGCAAAUGGCCCACAGCACGGCCGCGACGGCCAUUGCGCACCCCGAUGUCCAGUUUGUCUCGUUCACAGGCUCGGUGCGCGGGGGCCGCGAGGUCUUUCGAACGAUCGCGGACAAGCACCGGUUCCUUGGUUCGACGCUCGAGCUCGGCGGCAAGGACGCCUUGUACAUUGCCGCAGACGCCGACGUGGCCGCCGCCGCGGCCGGCGCGAUCGAUGGCGCGUGCUACAACGCCGGCCAGUCGUGCUGCGCCGUCGAGCGCGUCUACGUGCAUACAUCCCUCUACGACGAGUUCCUCGCUCUCGCCACGAGCCACUUUGAUGCGUACGAGAUGGGCGAUCCGCUGCACAAGACGACGACGCUCGGGCCCAUGGCGCUCAAGGGAUCGUCGACUGCUACGUUGGCGCAGCACGUGGCCGAUGCAGUUGCAAAGGGUGGGCGGGUGCUCACCAAGACGGCUGCACCUCGUGAAGUGCAGGACGCUUCGGGGCACGGUCGCUUCUUCCCGCCGACGCUCGUGGCCGACUGCACGCAUGCCAUGCGCCUCAUGGUCGACGAGUCGUUUGGGCCGAUCUUGGGCGUCAUGCGUGUUGCCUCGGACGACGAAGCCAUCCGGUGCAUGAACGACAGUGCGUAUGGCCUCACGGGCGGGGUCUUUACGACCAGCCACGAGCGCGCGAUGGCCAUCGGUCGCCAGCUCGACGUCGGCACUGUCUACAUGAACCGGUGCGAUGCGGUCGACCCGCACCUGCCGUGGACCGGCGUCAAGGAUACGGGCAAGGGCCACAGCCUCUCGGAGCACGGCUUCGAGGCUGUCACCCGCUUGAAAUCAUGGAACAUGAAGCUUGCGUGA